Molecule: messenger RNA, 2525 nt
Organism: Nothoprocta perdicaria
Lineage: Eukaryota; Metazoa; Chordata; Aves; Tinamiformes; Tinamidae
Gene: SRD5A1
Product: steroid 5 alpha-reductase 1
Exons: 5
Coding region: 1-492 (163 amino acids)
Biological process (GO): steroid biosynthetic process
Molecular function (GO): 3-oxo-5-alpha-steroid 4-dehydrogenase activity
Source: RefSeq, a predicted model, not a curated record
AUGAGGGCACUCAUAUUUCCCUUUCUGAUCCGGCAAGGAAAGCCCACCCCGUUCUUCACUUUUGUGCUGGCGCUCCUGUUCUGUGUCUACAAUGGGUACUUGCAAGGCCGGAGCUUAAGCGCCUACGCAGAAUACCCCUCCGACUGGUUGGAAGGGCCUUGCUUCAUUAUAGGUUUUCUAGGGUGGUUAAUUGGCAUGGCAAUCAAUAUUCAUUCUGAUCAUAUCCUCAGAAAUCUGAGAAAACCAGGGGAAACUGGUUAUGCAAUACCAAGAGGAGGAAUGUUUGAAUAUGUCAGCGGAGCAAACUUUUUUGGAGAGGUUGUGGAAUGGUUUGGGUUUGCCCUUGCCUGUUGCACCGUUCACAGCCUUGCAUUUGCAGUGUGCACCCUCUUCAUCUUGGGUUCACGGGCGAAACAGCACCACCAAUGGUAUCUUGAGAAAUUUGAAGACUACCCAAAGUCGAGAAAAAUUUUGAUUCCAUUUGUGUAUUGAGCUGUGCAUGAACUACGAUCUCUUGCUGGUGGUAACAGAGUCUUUGAAAUGUCUCCUUUCUGCAGCAUCCAGCCCUGUACAAGUAUAAGGCACCUAAUAGUCUCUCAUCAUCAGUGCUGCUAUUAUUAGUGCAUUAAUGCUACUAUUAUUCUUUUUUUCCUCUUAAAAAAAUAACAAAGAAAAAGAAACCCCCAAAUAUCUUGGGCACAGCGAUAGGAAUAUAAACGUUUUUCUACCAUUGUAAUUCACCAUCAUAAAUACAUUAGCUGUGUAUCAGAUACAUUAGUGUAUCUGGAUUCACAUCAUAGGAACUACCAUACUGUACAGGGCUUCUGUUGCUUUCUUUUCUGCCCCUACAGCCUUCCGUAAUUUCUGUCUGGUCUAGGCACGCUGUCCUGAGGAUGGUGCCAUGAGGCCAGUCACCAGUAUUAUGCAUUUUGGAUAGGGGUUUUGUGUGCUGUUUCACCUGUGUGCACAAAUGAGGUUGAUUUGUUUUGCCUUCUGAAUCCCUCCUCUGCUCCCCCCCAAACUUCUGUGAGGUCCCAAUGCAGGGAAGGAUGAACAAAAUCGCUCUUAAGUGACUGACUACCUGUUAGUCUUGCUCUUUGCACUCUGAUGCAGGCAGGGACACUUUAUAGAUGAAAACUAAUGCCAUAUAGACAGCCUAAGAGGUAUCCUACCCAAAUAAUAGAUUAAGUUUUAAUCAUAUUUUUUUUCAAAGUUUAGCUAUUUCUGAUAAGAUUCAAAAUGUCACCCAACUUGGUCACUCUGCACUUUGGGAGAACAUUUUAUUCAUUUUAUUUGGGUUACUUAGGCCAGUUUAGCAUUGUUAACAAUUCUGUGUAACAUUUUCUACCCUUAUGCAAAAUCUUAAGAUUUUUAUAGAACCCUUAUUAUGCUGCUUAAAAAAAAAAACAACUGUGUCUUCCUUUUACUGUUGAAAAUAUCUAAGUGUUUUGUGUUCUAAAAAGAUUGGAAUCUUUUAGUAUUUAUUUCUUACUUUUUUAAUAGGAAUUCUUGCUCCUCCUCCUUUUAUGUGAAAGACCCCAGAGGGGUUUCAAAACCAUGGUAGUAACCCAAUUAUAUGUAUAUAUUUGGACACAUCUGUGUUCUUUGUAUCCUUGUGAUGUUAAAAAAAAAUCAGAAUUUCUAAAGAAUCUGAAGAAUUGUAUGGAAACUUGAAAGAAAAUGCUGCUGAUGGAGAUCUGUGGGAAUCAAGCUUUUGCUGAGUGUUUUCCGAUGUGUUUACAUGGUGUAUUUUGGAUUGUGUUCUUCAAAACAAACUUAAUAUAAUUUUGCCAGAUGUUGACUUUUCCAGUAUGGUGUUGGAUUAAGCUUUGUCCAAAGCUCAAAGUUCUGCCUUUGAUAUUGAUUUCCACCGCUGUAAUAGUCCGAGUAAUAUAUCUGAGGGAAGAACUGGUACCUUUCAUGUUUUAGAUCAUUAUUAUUUAGACAAUAAUUUAGAUAAUAAAAAAAAUACACGCAGUGCAUUCCAGAAUUGGGCUCUGACAGAAUGUACUACACUUAAUGAUUUCUCCUCCUUCCUGCCAUGUUCAUACAGUAUUUACUGCACUGAAGUCCUGGCCAUGGGUAAUUGAUGUUAAAAGAAGUGCAGUAAAACUUCUGUUGUUACUCACAAAAAUGGUCCUGUGAGACCAUGGGGAGAAGCAGGGAGGAGCUGUCGGGCUUGCAGGGGUGACAGCCGAGCCAGCGCGAGAGCCACCAGCCGCUCUGGUGAUGAAGCUGGUGCUGCUGUUUGGUUGGGAGGAGACUGUGCUCUCAGCCUCCCCCCUGCUGAGGGAGAUCCUGGGAAAACCCACCCACCUGGAGAUCCAGGUGUCCAUUGCUGCACUGCUGGACUCAGCUUAUUUACGCCUCUCAGACUGUGGUGUUUACAAAUUUCCUUGGGAAGUCUGAGGCUUCCUCUGUUUGUAUCACGACACUAUGAUUGGACCUUUGCUCGUAGCUGUUCCAGUGGAUACUCACUCAUCAAGUUCCUCACUCAUCAAGGGAUGGUGAAGCGGAUGAUCUAA